UAUUAUUGCAUUGUCGACAUAUUUUCUGGAAGUGAAGCAAAUAUGGCAUACUCUCAACUUCAAAAGGUGGAAGCUAAUGUGCACAUCAAGGCUUCUGCUGAUCAGUUCCAUAAUGUUUUAUGCAACAGGACACACCAUAUUGCCAACAUUUUCCCUGGAAAAGUACAGUCUGUUGAAAUUCAUAAAGGUGAAUGGGGCACUGAGGGAUCCGUCAUCUCCUGGAAUUAUUUACAUGAGGGCAAAGUUUGUGUGGCUAAGGAGAUGGUUGAAGGCAUAGACAUGAAAAACAAUAAAAUGACCUUUAAGGUCAUAGAGGGAGACCUGCUGGGACAUUACAAAAGCUUCAAGUUUUUAUUGCAAGUUACUCCAAAGGAAAAGGGAAGCGUUGUGAAUUGGGUCCUGGAAUAUGAGAAACAAAAUGACAAUACUCCUGACCCUUAUACCUUAUUGGAAUUGACAGUUGAGAUGAGCAAAGAAAUUGGUGCCUACCUUAGUCAAGACCAUAACUAAAUUUAAUGGCAAAAUAAACGUACUGUGUUUUACGCUAUUGCUAUCAGAGAAUUAAAAAUUGAUGUCUUAUGGGGCUUAUUUACCCCUUAAUUAAUGUCAUCAAUUAUAUGUAUGUUAAAAAAUUAAAUAAAUUAGGGUGAAAUAUGUUUUUCAUUCUCAUAAAUAUAAAAAUGUUUAAAAUUUA
Glycine soja is the source of this 694-nucleotide messenger RNA. Its product is annotated as MLP-like protein 43. The record is from RefSeq and is a predicted model, not a curated record. Gene Ontology annotation, biological process: defense response. The transcript has 2 exons. The coding region runs from base 43 to 510 and encodes 155 amino acids. Lineage: Eukaryota; Viridiplantae; Streptophyta; Magnoliopsida; Fabales; Fabaceae.